Ramularia collo-cygni is the source of this 2673-nucleotide messenger RNA. Its product is annotated as related to spindle pole body component 97. The coding region runs from base 1 to 2673 and encodes 890 amino acids. Gene Ontology annotation, molecular function: gamma-tubulin binding; microtubule minus-end binding. The transcript has 3 exons. The record is from RefSeq and is a predicted model, not a curated record. NCBI's taxonomy places the organism in Eukaryota, Fungi, Ascomycota, Dothideomycetes, Mycosphaerellales, Mycosphaerellaceae. Gene Ontology annotation, cellular component: centrosome; spindle pole; equatorial microtubule organizing center. Gene Ontology annotation, biological process: meiotic cell cycle; spindle assembly; microtubule nucleation.
AUGGCCUCUCAACAGCCAUCACGCGCUGCCUCUAUCGCUGAACGUAGAGCGUCGGUCCGCCAGAAUCGCCAGCGCCCCACCUCCGCUGCCAAUCCCUCACCAACGACAGAUACGGCCGCGUCGAAAUCGAAUGUGCACACGCGCAAAACCUCCACAACCACCGAGACUACGCGACGUGAGGCUUUGACUCGCGAAGUCCUCCUCAAGCGGACCACAAUCAGCCCAGUCAAGCAGCAGGAACGAAAUGCCAAUCUUCGCAAGAGUGUGGAGAGUGAAAGGCCGACGCCUGUUGCUCGAGAGAAGGCGGCAGUGAGGAGCAGAGGCAAUUCGGAAGCCGCAACAUCAUGGAGUCCUCACGCAAGCCUUCUUGCGCCUUCAACUGCGCCUUUGGCUUCUCGCAUGUCUGUGCCUCCAGUCGCUGCUCGAGCGCCUGCUUCACUUCAACCUGCUCAUUUGAGCACCCUUUCGCUGGAUGCGCAGGAAAAGGCCAUAGUUGAGGAUCUGUUAUUUGUGCUCAUGGGAUUUGAGGGACAGUACAUUCGAUAUGCGGAUGCCUACGACCCUCUCGACGAAAAGAGCCAGCUGGCUGGGCCACAGUUCGUGAUACAGCCGGGUCUGGAUCCCAGUCUGCGAGAUUUGGCGCAUAGUAUGUUGAAGACCGCAACCCAUUUCUGUGCAGUAGAGGCCUUUGUGGAAGUUCAAAGUCGGGAGGAAAUGGGAGCCGUCAAUCACGCUUUGUGCGCUGCCAUGAGGAAGUUGUUGAAGGACUACAUGAUCCUGAUCGCCCAGCUCGAACAUCAGAUGCUCACAAAUGAAGACUUUACUCUUCAUCAAGUCAGCCUGCAUAUCAAACCGACUGCGCAUAUGAUGUUGCAGCUGUAUAGCGUAGCCCACGAGGUGCUCAAGGAGAACAGCAUGCUGGAUAACGAGGAUGAACUGGAUCAGUCAGACGAUUUUGAGAACAUCUUGGAGUCUUUGCGAGAAGGAAAGGAUGCUGCAAUGCCUGGGAAGAAAGUUUGCAAAGGUGGUGGAGUGCUCAGACUGCUCACGAAACGACUUGCGGCCAUGGCAGGAGACCCGGCUGCAAGGCAACUUCUGACGUUGCUGCUUCGAGAAGCAAGUCGGCCGUACAUGACCAUGUUGAACGAGUGGCUGCAUCAUGGAAACGUCCGGGAUCCUCACCAAGAGUUUCUGAUCAAGGAGCAAAAGUCCAUUCGCAGGGAAGGCCUCGAACAGGAUUACACUGAUGAGUACUGGGAGAAACGCUACACUCUCCGGCAAGAUCUGGUCCCCCCACAACUGGAUGGUGUCAAGGACAAGGUUCUGCUUGCUGGCAAGUACCUCAAUGUGGUGCGGGAAUGUGGUGGCAUCAAGAAUGUCUCACAAGUUCUCGAUGCGAGCACUGAUGUUCCGCACACCUUUGACGACCCUCGCUUUCUGGAAAAUGUAAGCAGAGCCUACGCCUUUGCCAAUCGAAGCCUCAUGUCCUUGCUCCUCACAACGCAUGCAUUACCAGCAAGACUACGCAGUCUGAAGCACUACUUCUUCCUGGACAGAAGUGACUUCUUUUCAUACUUUCUUGAGCUCGCGCACUCGGAACUGCGGAAACCAGCCAACAAUGUCAAUACUGGCAAGCUACAAAGUCUACUGGACAUUGUGAUCCGUCAACCAGGAUCUGUGGCUGCCGAGGAUACCUUCAAGGAAGACGUCAAAGUGGUCAUGAAUGAUGUCGGACUUACAGGAUGGCUCAUGCGUGUGGUUAAUGUCCAGGGUAUGGACGCCGAUGCCACUUCUCUAUCUACAUAUACACCUCACCCAGCGGCCAGCACAACCAGCGACAGCAAGGACGAGAAGAUUCUCGGAUAUGAAGCGCUCACUUUGGACUAUGCCGUCCCUUUUCCUCUAUCACUGGUCGUCAGUCGAGUCACGCUGACGAGAUACCAAUUGCUGUUUCGAUAUCUACUGAGUCUGCGACAUCUGGAAACACUAUUGACCAAUUCCUGGACAGAGCAUACAAAAGUCAAAGCUUGGAAUUACAAGCCCGCGAAGAAGACGGCUGUAACAAGAAAGAUUGAGAACUGGAAGCGCAGAGCAUGGUGUUUGAGAAGUCGAAUGUUAUGUUUCGUGCAGCAACUGAUAUACUUUUGCACCAGCGAAGUCAUAGAGCCCAACUGGCUGGCAUUCAUGGCCCGCUUAGCUCAAGCGGAAGGCACAGAUGAGCCGGUCAAGGGAGGCGAUGGAGUUGUAUCCGUCAAGCGAACUGUGGACGAGUUGAUGCAGGAUCAUGUCGAUUUUUUGGCAACAUGCCUGAAAGAGUGCAUGCUGACCAACUCUAAAUUACUGCGGAUCAACUCCAAAGUCAUGAAGACUUGCACGCUCUUCGCCGGUUACACUGCUUCUCUCUCGCGCAAUCUGGCGUCUGCAGAUCCGGAUCUGGCAUCUCAGAAUCCCGGCGCCAAUAAGGCUGCAUACGAUCCGGAGAAGCUGGAUCAGUUGUUCUCGAUUCUGCAAAAGUAUGAAGACCAUUUCAGUCUGCACUUGAAGAUCCUAUUGGAUGCCCUCAACUAUCUUGCCGCGACGGAAACAGUGGUAUUCCUGGGGCUUUGUGCAAGAUUAAGUAUGGCGAAUGAGGGCGGUCCUGGUGGUGGACCGGGGCCUGGCGCUUACGGCUAA